AUGGAGAAACACCUGAAGCUCAUUGCCAGGAAUGUAAUGGUUCAGGACGGGAACGUGGAGGGUGCAUACAGGACCCUGAACAGAAUUCUCACUACCAAUGGCCUUACUGAAAUCAUGAAGCGGCAGCAUAUCUAUGAGAAGCCCUGCUGCCGCCACCAGCGGGAGAGCUAUGAAACAUGCGGGAGGUUCUACAACAUGGAAAUGGCUCGAAAGACUAAAUUCUUGAUGAGGAAAAACCGGGCAGAUCCAUGGCUGGGCUGCUAA
Arvicola amphibius (Eurasian water vole) is the source of this 264-nucleotide messenger RNA. Its product is annotated as 28S ribosomal protein S21, mitochondrial-like. Gene Ontology annotation, molecular function: structural constituent of ribosome. Gene Ontology annotation, biological process: translation. Gene Ontology annotation, cellular component: ribosome. Lineage: Eukaryota; Metazoa; Chordata; Mammalia; Rodentia; Cricetidae. The record is from RefSeq and is a predicted model, not a curated record. The transcript has a single exon. The coding region runs from base 1 to 264 and encodes 87 amino acids.